GGUGGAUACCUUGAGGUAAUUACUGUUUGGGAGAGAGAGAGAGGACCCGGCGAGAAAGUAUAGCUAUCCGGCCAAGAUGAGCGGAUUCCGCCAAGAGAAUGUGGAAGAUUUCUUUGAGAUGGGAGAGGAGCUGGGAAGUGGGCAGUUUGCUAUUGUGCGAAAAUGCCGUGAUCGUCGGACAGGUGUGGAGUACGCAGCCAAAUUUAUCAAGAAGCGGCGGCUGUCGUCGAGCCGCCGAGGAGUAAGCCGUGAAGAAAUCGAGAGGGAAGUAGAUAUUUUAAGAGAGAUCCAGCACCCAAACAUCAUCACCCUCCAUGAUGUGUUUGAGAAUCGCACUGAUGUGGUGCUGAUUCUCGAACUCGUAUCAGGAGGGGAGCUGUUUGACUUCUUGGCGCAGAAGGAGAGUUUAACUGAAGAAGAAGCAACCAUGUUCCUCAAACAGAUUCUUGAUGGUGUCCACUACCUCCAUCACAAAAGCAUUGCACACUUCGACCUAAAGCCAGAGAACAUCAUGCUGCUGGACCAGACCUCCCCUAAUCCUAGGAUCAAACUCAUAGAUUUUGGAAUUGCACACAAGAUACAAGCCGGGAACGAGUUCAAAAAUAUCUUUGGGACGCCAGAAUUUGUUGCUCCUGAAAUUGUCAACUAUGAACCUCUAGGUUUGGAAGCUGAUAUGUGGAGCAUUGGCGUGAUCACCUACAUUCUCCUCAGCGGGGCAUCGCCUUUCCUCGGAGAGACAAAACAGGAAACUCUUACAAACAUUUCUGGUGUUAAUUAUGAUUUUGACGAGGAAUAUUUUAGCAACACAAGUGAACUGGCCAAGGACUUCAUCAGACGGCUGUUGGUUAAGGACCCAAAAAAACGAAUGUCGAUUGAUCAGAGUCUUGAACAUUCAUGGAUAAAGGCUAUCAAACGAAGGAACGUACGUCAUGAGGAGAGCGGCAAGCGCCCAGAGCGCAGGCGGCUGAAGACAACCCGUCUAAAGGAAUACACUAUCAAGUCACAUUCCAGUAUGCCUCCUAAUAAUACCUACGUGAACUUUGAAAGGUUCAGUCAUGUGCUGGAGGAAUUGAGUGCAGCAGAGGAUGCACUCAAGGAUCUGCAGAGAACUCAGGCCACUUCCAGGGAAGACCUCUGUGCCCUUCGUUCCAUUUACGAGGAGAAAGAAAGCUGGUAUCGUGAGGAACAAGAAGGGGUGGGCCGCGAGCUAUUGGGUCUGAGGCAGGAGCUACGACGUGGGGAGGGUCAACGUCGGCAGGUUCAAGAGGAGCUGCAUAGUACCCUUCUUAGUGCUAAUAGCUUAAAGAAGCGGUUUGGCACUUUGGAAAAUAAAUAUGAGGCACUUGCAUCCCAGUUUAGCGCGGAGAUGAGCUUUGUUGAAGAGUUGCUGAAAACUGUGGAAAAGGAGCGACUGGGAGAAGUAGAUAUGAAGGGAGUAUGCUGAUAGAGAAUAAGGGGCUUAUAGAUGAUUGCAACACAUGGAGACCAAAUUAUAUAAGAAAGUAAAAAGGGGGUUUGUUUAUGUAAGGUACAUAUGGGUGCAUGAUUGCUUUAGGAAAAGUUAGUGGGGUAUGUUGAGAUGCAGCGGGUGAUAUGCAUGUUAAUAACCAAGAGACUGGGUUUGUAUAGUUAAACUUUAGGAGAUGCCAAUAACCUUGCUGAGAUGAAACCUGGGUCCUAGUUACACACAAUAUGGUGAGCCAAGGGGAAAUAAGCUGAAAAGGAGUGACUUCUUAAAGAUGAGAAUUGUGUUUUUGAGAAAAGUUGAUGCAUAGCAAUGGUUAAGAAUGGGGGAGGGGUGUUAUCUUGCAUAUUAUUCAUUCCUGUUAUCUCUCACACCACUUUUCCAGCUCUAUGGCAUUAUGUUUAAGCACACGGCAAAUUGUUCAGUGCCCUGAGUGUUGGGUAUAGUCAUGCUUCUCAAUUUAAUGGAAGCCACCUAAACCUAUGACAGAUGUUGUGGGGUAAUGGUGGAUAUGUAUGGCUGUCACGAAAUCUGUAAAAUAUAACCUUUAAAUGUAAUUUUAUUUGAAAAGAAAAAAAAAAGCUUUGUAUUUAU
Molecule: messenger RNA, 2059 nt
Organism: Spea bombifrons (plains spadefoot toad)
Lineage: Eukaryota; Metazoa; Chordata; Amphibia; Anura; Pelobatidae
Gene: DAPK3
Product: death associated protein kinase 3
Exons: 8
Coding region: 77-1444 (455 amino acids)
Biological process (GO): intracellular signal transduction; positive regulation of apoptotic process; protein phosphorylation
Cellular component (GO): cytoplasm; nucleus
Molecular function (GO): ATP binding; protein serine/threonine kinase activity
Source: RefSeq, a predicted model, not a curated record